Phalaenopsis equestris is the source of this 1412-nucleotide messenger RNA. Its product is annotated as haloacid dehalogenase-like hydrolase domain-containing protein 3. The record is from RefSeq and is a predicted model, not a curated record. Lineage: Eukaryota; Viridiplantae; Streptophyta; Magnoliopsida; Asparagales; Orchidaceae. The coding region runs from base 14 to 802 and encodes 262 amino acids. The transcript is spliced from 10 exons.
ACGGUGGCUGUCAAUGGAAGUUUGCCGGGUUAUGCGACAGUGCUCUCCGGCGAAAUACCUCCACCUCCAGCGCCGAACCAGUACUUCUCCGGCGACGCUCCUACCUUUUGCGUCGAUUGCAAUGUCGACUGCUAUCGGUGAUAGGCCACAUCGCAGGGCGUACGACGGCUUGCUAUUGGACGCCGGCGGCACGCUGCUGCAACUGGCAAGGCCUGUUGAGGAGAUCUAUGCCACAAUAGGAAAUAAAUUUGGAAUUGAGGUCACGGAGAGUGAGAUAAAGCGAGGAUUCAAGAGGGCUUUUGCUGCACAUUGGCCUGAGAAGCUACGGUACCAGGGAGAUGGAAGAGCUUUUUGGAAAUUUGUUGUUUCUGAAGCGACCGGUUGUUCUGAUAAUGAUUUUUUUGAGGAGGUAUAUGAGCAUUAUGCACAUGGUGAUGCAUGGAGAUUACCAGCAGGAGCUUAUGAAGGAAUAUGCCUUCUAAAAGAUGCUGGAGUGAAGUUGGCUGUGGUCUCCAACUUUGAUAAUAGAUUGCGCAAGCUACUGAGCGACCUUAGCGUUGCACAAUUAUUUGAUUCCAUUGUCAUAUCCUCAGAGGUUGGUUAUGAAAAGCCUGCUGCUGAGAUCUUUUUAACUGCUUUAGAUCAUAUUGGUAUUAAAGCUGGUAAGGUUGUGCAUGUGGGUGAUGAUCAGAAGGCAGAUAAGGUGGGCGCCAACUCAGUUGGCAUUGAUUGUUGGCUAUGGGGCUCCGAUGUGAAAUCUUUUUCUGAAAUAUGCGAACGAAUUCUUAUUGCAGAUUCUUAACUAGAGAAUAGCAAGGUAUUAUUCUUGCGAGCUUUCCAAAUCAGGCUUUCAGCUAAAGAUGCUCCUGUAAUAAUAUUCCAUCAGCUUAUCCUGCAACAAACAUUUACUUGAAUUUGGUGCAAAUAGCCGUAUCAAUUAUAAAUGCUUUCAAUCAACUAAACACAAAUUAUGAGAUUAUUGAAACAUAGAAGAGCAGUAUAAAAAAGCACCAGACCACUCAUUUUCUUAUAAAUUAUUGAGCUUCAGGUGUUACCAGGUUAAUCAUGAAAAAAAAAAACCUCUUAUCCAGCUUAUUAAUAGUGACAGAAAACUUGGUUACAUGCCCUUAAAAUUUCAUAUUUACCGAGCCAUUGCCUAAGUACUUAUGAGCAUAUCAUCAACAAUUGUAGUUGCUAACUUUCCUGAAGCUCCCACUGGCUAAUCUGUCUUAACAGUCUUGCAAAGUAAGGUUUUAUGAGUUUAAAGCCUUCAAUUUACUGUUAUGUUUUGAAGCAUUAGUUGUAUUAAAUGUGCCUCAAGAGGAAAUUAAACUAUAGAUUAAAUUUAUUUUUGAAAUUUGAUUUUUUAUGAUUGUGUUGUAUGCAGCAUAAAUUUUAUCUUCUCCAUGUCU